Biomphalaria glabrata is the source of this 2869-nucleotide messenger RNA. RefSeq names its product zinc finger protein 528-like. The transcript is spliced from 2 exons. Gene Ontology annotation, molecular function: RNA polymerase II cis-regulatory region sequence-specific DNA binding; DNA-binding transcription factor activity, RNA polymerase II-specific. NCBI's taxonomy places the organism in Eukaryota, Metazoa, Mollusca, Gastropoda, Planorbidae. Bases 498 to 2801 code for a protein of 767 amino acids. Gene Ontology annotation, biological process: regulation of DNA-templated transcription. The record is from RefSeq and is a predicted model, not a curated record.
UUAAGAGAGAAAAAUGAAGGGAAAAAGAGAAAAAUUAAGAGAGAAAAAUGAAGGGAAAAAGAGAAAAAUUAAGAGAGAAAAAUUAAGGGAGAAAGAUUAAUGGAAAAAGAGAAAAGAUUAAUGGAGGAAGAUUAAAGGAGAAAGAAAGAAAAUAUUAAAGGAGAAAAGAGAAAUAUUUAGAGAGAAAGAGAAAAAGAUUAAGGCGAAAAGAAAAAAAGAUUAAGGCGAAAAGAGAAAAAGAUUAAGGCGAAAAGAGAAAAAGAUUAAGGCGAAAAGAGAAAAAGAUUAAGGGAGAAAGAGAGCAAGGUUAAGGAAGAAUGAGAGACAGAUUAAGACCACGAGGUUGAAGAAAUAGGAAAGUAAAAAAAGAAAAAUUUAAGAGAAGGUAAAAAUUUUGUUCCAAUAUCGGAUGAGUAUUUCUAUUACAACAUUGUCUCUUCCAGCGACUCAGGUUUUGCUGACCACCUGACCUGACCGGAUGACCUACUCCACCCAGCAUGCCUCAAUCUCUAGUCUUGACUCACAGGCGAGUGGACAUCUUCAACAACACCAACAUUGAGGUGAGAAACAACAGCCGAGGUAGCUACGAGGACGACUGCAACAGCCUGUACAGCGACUGCGGAGAGGACAACAAGAUGUAUGGGGAGACUAGCCCACGUGAUCAAGCGCGGACCAAUGGGAGCCCAGUCUCUACGUCCCCCAUGUCACGGAAGCAAGCCAUUCUUCAGCGCCAGAGUUUAGAGAAAUACCAAAACGUUUCGGACGGCGAAAGUGACAGCGGGUCAUCCACGUCAGCGGAAGCACGACACGAGAUGGCCCCUGAACUAGAAUACAGCUGGGAAUGCCCUUCCGGUCUGUCACUUCUUCUGGAGCUGAUGACCCAGAGUCCUCAAAGACUUUCUAGCCGCGACGUCGUGGAAGUAGGAAGUGAGGUCAAGGCCACAGAGAAACACAGAAGCAGAAGUGACAUGGAAUGUGUUUCUAUCGAUGGCAUGAGGGAAAGAUACGGCGUAUACUCCAGGCAGGGGGAAGUCAGUGAAAUGAACACCCCUCUUGCAAAUCAUGAGAAAUACGUGAGUGCAGGUGAAAGACAAUACGCUCAUUUCGAAGACAAUGUUGACAGAAGAAGCAGCUUCAACUACAGCCCAUAUCCACCUCACUGCGAGCAACAAAAUAGUCCCACUCAAGUACCCAUUGAAUCAACAGCGUAUGAAUACGAAGAGCAUGAACAUGGACAGAAAUUUUACUUGGCGCAGCGUAAGAUAAGCUUUGACGCGGGGCGGUACGACAACGGCAAGCCUGUAGUUCAGAGGCCAAACUCUCCCAUCGAAGAGCCCAUCGACUACUCCCAGUUGUCUUCGAGGCGUAGAGAGGUCAAAGUUGAAAUGCCAGACACAAAGCAGGAGCCUCAAGAUUUAUCACUACGUUCACCUGACGAGGAUUGCAGCGGGAGAUACGGUAAUGUUACGUCACGUUUGACCGAGAAAGCUCCUCCAGUACUGGUUCCAAAGUACGAGUUUAUUCUCUCCCCUAAGAUGGAUAACAAUGGUAAUCUUAUUCUCACUCAGCCUCAGUCGAACACCAAGUCAGAGUUGAUUGGACAAGACUAUUUAAAAAGGAAAUCCAGUGAUGCUGCGCAGGACUCAAGCACCGCAAAGUAUUCGUACGAUUUGAAACACGAGACAGUUGCUCCGCAGAGAUCCCCAACAACCAAGUCGACUUCAGAGCACAAAUAUGAGACAUUUCCUGUGUCCAAGCAUAACAAUGUUAGUCAGAAUUCGCCAUACGCUGAGGAGAAAACAGAAGUGCCCUAUCAUCCCAAACUGAAAUACCUGGUGGCAGCAACGCAGUAUGCCAAAGCCAAGGCUAAGCAAGAAGAGGAGGCUGAGCUCGAAGCGAAACAGAAAUCCUGCAGUCAGCCCAGCGCUCUCUUUUCACAAGAUCGCUCAUUACAAGAAGAGAUGUCUGCUGAAGUCCCCGAAGAGGAGAGAAUGACACUAGUCAGUCCGCAGUCAGUUCCGACAAGUGACUACUUCCAACACAACAGCAUUCACAGCACAAAUGUGUUCAUAUUAAAUACGGGAUCAUCCAUCAUAGCCAGCGAAGUUCCCAGAGGCAGCAUAAUGAGUCAGCAACAAAGUCAAAUCAUCGAAAUUCAUCCUCAUCUUACUCCCAGUUCAGCCAUCCAUAUCUCAGGCCAGGUCAUAGGCAGCAGUGACAUCCUUGUCCAAGAGCAGUAUGCAAACGACUUAGAACCUCCGUCACCAGAUGAUCAGCCCCUUAGCCCAGCCAGCCUUCGAGAGCAGCAGUCCACACUGAGCGAGCUUCUCUUUUCCAGCAGUAGAAAGGCCGGGGUCGACCCGUACGCAUGCGCCGACUGUGGUAAACGCUACAGCACUUCCAGCAACCUAGCCAGGCAUCGUCAGACUCACAGGAGCGUUUGCGACAAGAAAGCCCGCAAGUGUCCCCACUGUGAAAAAGUCUACGUUUCGAUGCCGGCCUACAGUAUGCACGUGCGCACCCACAACCAGGGCUGCGAAUGCCCGCACUGUGGGAAAAAAUUCAGUCGGCCUUGGCUGCUUCAAGGUCAUAUCCGCACGCACACGGGAGAGAAGCCGUUUGGAUGCCAUCAGUGCGGCAAGUCUUUUGCUGACAAGUCCAACCUCAGGGCGCACAUUCAGACGCACUCAACGGACAAGCCUUACGUCUGCGGAAGAUGCGGGAAAGCGUUUGCGCUCAAAAGCUAUUUAUACAAGCACGAGGAGUCGUCAUGCAUGAGAGGUCAAAGAUUCCGAAACUAACCAAUCAAAUUGUUACAAGGCUACGACAGAUUUGUGUGUGUGUUAAAAUGGCAUUCGAUAAUUUAAAA